Ruditapes philippinarum (Manila clam) is the source of this 2005-nucleotide messenger RNA. Its product is annotated as sushi domain-containing protein 2-like. The record is from RefSeq and is a predicted model, not a curated record. The transcript is spliced from 11 exons. NCBI's taxonomy places the organism in Eukaryota, Metazoa, Mollusca, Bivalvia, Venerida, Veneridae. Bases 257 to 2005 code for a protein of 582 amino acids.
UACAACAUUUUAUAUACAGAAAUAGUCUAUUGCAUGAAUUCAUACACUAUGCAACAACAUUUUAACUUUCUUGAUCAUGUUUGACGAAAACUAUUGAAUAAAUUGAUUGAACGAUAUACUUCAGUUAUACCAUGAUUGGACUAAAGUGUACAAGUUAACUGUACCAUGACUAUUUCUUUUAAGAGAUUUAUAUUUGGGACUAAAGUUAAACUUUGUUUUUUAAAAAAGGACAAAACGAUACGGAACUUUGAAGCCGAUGGACCUCAUGAAGUUCUUUAGAAUGAUUUUUCCAUAUGCAUUUCUACUUGCCAUUUUCAUGCAGUGUAGCAUACAAGCAUCAAGUAGUUCAUUAGCUUUCGAUGAAAAUACAGUUUCAUGUCAAGGUUUUACUGCUGAUAAAGUAAUCCGAGAUCUCAUCUCUUCUGGCCAUACAACAGCAGAACCAUGUCCCUGCAUAGAACAAAUUAUUGAGAUUGAUGAAACGUUUGAAAAGAUCAAUAACUGCUAUAAGCAGUGGUUCUUCAUGGACGGUGUGAAGCAAAUGUGCUGCUAUAGUGAAUAUGGUCAGCUUUUACUUGAUAGUCCCGGGGCAGGAUAUCUUCUUCUAGAAUCUUAUGAAGGGUACAUUGAACAAGCUCACGAUAUUUGUUGUGGUAAUGGAUCAGAUGGAUUUAAAGAAUCUUGUGAAUCAUUCUAUCAAAUAAAUAAACCUGAUGAUUGUAGUACAUACGUGCCGCCAGUUGUGUCAAUGUCAUCAGGAGAUCCUGUCAUACAAACAAUAGAUGGAGGAAAAUAUGAUUUUAAUGGUCAUGGUGAAUAUGUUUUUCUGACAGAUGAAAUAAACUUUGAAAUACAAGCUCGAACAGAGUAUGUCGUGUCGGGAAGCAUUGAUUCGACAUAUUUUUCUGCCUUUGCAUUGUGUGAUAAAACGUCAGAUGAGCAAAUAGAGCUCCAUUAUGAUAAGGAAAAAAGUGAUAUCAGAUUUUUUCGGAAUGGUACAUAUAACAGCAGCUGUAACGCAUCAUCAAUGUCAAAACAAGGACAACUUAAUGAUUGUGAAUUUCCUAAAAGACAUAAUUGUUUUGUGUUAGCUGGUGGUGGAAAAAUGAUUAUACAAAACUGUGGUUUCAAAUCUUAUAUCAAACAGCUGGUGUUUGGGGCUGACAAUUUUAUGAGUGUACAGAUCAUCAGAGACUCUAAGGCAAAUUUAACAAACAUUACAGGCCUAGCAGGACAUCGGGAGGAUGGUUUCUACAUUACGAGAAACAAUACAGAAGUUUCCGAAAAUUCAUCUUCAUUAUCAGUGUUCAAAUUUGCAGAAUCCUGGUCAUUACAGAAUGAGUCGGAGAGUGUUUUCAUGUAUAAUGAGACUUGCGAAAAUUUUACAACUUAUAACAAUUAUCAUACACGUCCAGAGUUCCUUGAAGACAAACUUGGCAACCUAACAGUAUUGUUCGAAAGCUUUCCACCAGAUAAUAUUACACUUUUUAACAAAACUUGUAGAAAUUAUUGGAACAAGGAACCCAAUAACCAGUGCCUUCUCGCCAUUGCAAGAACAGGGAAUUAUAAUCUAGGAUUAGAUGUAAUGACAGAGGCAAAUGCAACACGUCACAAUUGGGACAUUCUUCAUAAUAAAGCUCCAUUUGUAUCACCCAACUUUCCAAACAGGACCACUGUCAAUAUCAACUCAACAUGGUCCAUUAAUCUUACUGAUUAUGUUACCGAUGAUAAUACACCCCCUGAAAAACUCGUGUUCAAAGUUGUCACAAAUGUAACAGCGGAAGAGUAUUCCAUUGAUGGAGGAGUAUUCACAUGGAAAGUUGGCAAAGGUUUACGAGAAAUUGACACAGGCAUACAAUUCAUCGUAUACGACACAUUUAAUGCUAGCAGUGUUUUCAGUUUUUCAAUCUAUUAUUGUGGAUGUAGUGAAGUUUCGUUUUGUUCAUUUAAUGAAUCUACUGACAAUCCUUCAGCAAUAGGUUUUGAAUCACUGCACAUUUCUUAA